AUGGCUGCUCGGGAACGAUGGGAUAAUAUCGGGGGUCUGCUUGUCACUCUGCUUUGUCUCUGCGACUGGUCCGUGGCUCAGAUAUCCUACACGAUCUCAGAGGAGGUGGACAAAGGGACAGCCGUGGGAAAUCUCGCUAAGGAUUUAAAUCUGAACGUGCAGCGACUCGAGUCCACGGGACUUCAGAUUACCUCUGGGUAUAACAAACGCUAUUUUGACAUCAAUCAUGAAACUGGAGUACUUUCCGUUAGCGAGAGGAUAGAUCGGGAGGAGCUUUGUCCUAAUACGGUAAAGUGCUCUUUAAAUAUAGAGGCCAUAUUGAGUAACCCUCGCAGCCUCCAUCGAAUUGAAGUUGUGGUUAAUGAUAUCAAUGACAAUGCGCCGUCUUUUCUGGAAGAAAUAACUACAAUAGAUAUGUAUGAGUCUUCAUAUACCGGGGAAAGGUACCCACUGCCGAUAGCUCACGACGCAGACGUAGGCGCUAACUCGGUGAAGACUUACAAAUUAAACCCGAAUGAGUAUUUCUCUUUAGAUAUUCAGAACACUGGUGACCAGAGUGUGUCUGCAGAGUUAGUGCUGCAGAAAGCAUUAGAUCGAGAAAAACAGGAUGUUAUUGAACUCACGCUGACCGCGAUAGAUGGUGGAAAACCUCCCAAAACUGGUACUUUACAGAUAAAAGUUAACGUACUGGAUGUAAAUGAUAACUCACCAGUGUUCAGUAAACCUCUCUACAAGGUCCAGGUGGUUGAAAAUGCAAAUAUAGGCACAACGUUAUUAACACUAACGGCUACUGAUUUAGACGAAGGUGUUAAUGGUGAACUCGUAUACUCGUUCACAGAGAGGGGACGUUUAAACCCUGAUGAUAAAUUUGCCCUGAAUGAUAACACUGGAGAAAUAACUGUAAAAGGCAAAAUUGAUUACGAGGAAAAUCAAGCAUAUGAGAUUCGGGUUCAAGCACGAGACAAAGGCACUCCCCCUCGCAAUGCACACUGCAAGGUUUUAGUCGAAGUUAUUGAUGUCAAUGACAACGCUCCAGAAAUCUCAGUGUCAUCACUGAUGAGUCCGGUCAAAGAAGACGCUGAAAUAGGCACAGCUGUCGCUAUGGUGACUGUCACUGAUAAAGACGGAGGCAAAAAUGGCCAAACAAACUGUAUGUUAACAGGUUCUGUGCCAUUUAAAUUAAAAUCUAACUAUAAGAAUUACUAUUCCUUAUUGGUUGACGGGCCACUUGACAGAGAAACUGUUUCCCAAUAUAAUGUAUCAAUUACGGCCACAGAUGAAGGAACUCCCCCUCUGUCGAGCACAAACAUCAUUACUAUUCAAGUUUCUGAUGUAAACGACAACCCUCCUAGAUUCCUGGACCCUCAGAUUAAUAUUUAUGUUAAAGAAAAUAGCCCGAUUGGAACUACUAUUCAUUCACUAACGACGUUAGAUUCAGACUUAAAUGAAAACGCAAAAUCAUCGUAUCACUUAAUCAAUAGUUCUCCUAAGACCACACAGAUAUCCUCAAUGGUGAACAUCAACUCAGAGACUGGAGAUAUAGUCAGUCUGCAGGCCUUUAACUAUGAGGAGCUGAAAACGUUUCAGUUUAAAGUUCAGGCCACAGACUCUGGUCUUCCUCCGCUCAGCAGCAACGUGACUGUCAACGUGUUUAUCCUGGAUGAGAAUGACAACAAUCCCACCAUUCUCGCUCCCUAUUCUGAGCAUGGCUCCGUUAACAGUGAGACCAUCCCCUAUUCUGCUGAAGCGGGAUACUUUGUGGCAAAGAUCAGGGCUGUAGAUGCAGACUCUGGAUACAAUGCGCUGCUUUCUUAUCACCUCUCUGAGCACAAAGGUAACAACCUUUUCCGCAUCGGAACCAGCACCGGGGAGAUCAGGACUAAGAGGAGAAUGAGUGACAAUGACCUGAAGACUCACCCCUUGCUGGUCUCGGUCUCUGAUAACGGAGAACCCUCCCUGUCAGCUACUGUGUCUAUUGAAGUGGUGGUGGUCGAGAGCACAGCUGACAUCCAGACUCAGUUCAGACAUGUGCCCAUAAAGGAGGAGAGCUUCUCUGAUUUAAACCUCUAUCUGCUGAUCGCCAUCGUGUCGGUGUCAGUCAUCUUCCUGCUCAGCCUCAUCACUUUAAUAGCUGUCAAAUGCCACAGGACAGACAGCACCUUCAGCAGGUACAGCGCCCCAAUGAUCACCACCCACCCUGACGGGAGCUGGUCUUACUCUAAAGCUACUCAGCAGUAUGACGUCUGUUUCAGCUCAGACACGCUCAAGAGUGACAUGGUGGUUUUCCCCGCCCCGUUUCCGCCUGUAGAUGCGGAGCUGAUCAGUAUAAACGGAGGAGACACGUUUACAAGAACACAGACUUUACCUAAUAAAGAAAAGGUAAGAGGCAUAAAUAAUUAA
Toxotes jaculatrix (banded archerfish) is the source of this 2400-nucleotide messenger RNA. RefSeq names its product protocadherin alpha-3-like. The transcript has a single exon. Gene Ontology annotation, cellular component: plasma membrane. The record is from RefSeq and is a predicted model, not a curated record. Gene Ontology annotation, biological process: homophilic cell-cell adhesion. Gene Ontology annotation, molecular function: calcium ion binding. Lineage: Eukaryota; Metazoa; Chordata; Actinopteri; Toxotidae. The coding region runs from base 1 to 2400 and encodes 799 amino acids.